CCGGAGCCGACGGCAUGUGGGCCUACGGCGUCCUCCGAGCAGCCUUUGGCUCUCGGGGGGCUUCUCCCAGGGGGAUCCCCUCCGCGCCGGCCGAGGAAGCGGGAUCCUGCCGGAAAAAAGUAACUUUGGAGUUGCUGGAUCACUUGGAGCGUCUGGCGCUCGUUGACUUUCGUAAUUGGGAGGGUGUGGAUCGUUUGGAGAAAGCAAUUGGAUUUGCUGAGCAGCUUCAUACUGUUAAUACGGACGGAGUGGAGCCGAUGGAUUCAGUACUGGAAGACAGGCAGCUGUAUCUCAGGGAAGAUAAUAUUACAGAAGGCAACUGUGCAGAGGAGCUACUGAAGAACGCUAAGCAGAUGGUGGAAGAAUAUUUUGUAGCUCCACCAGGUAACAUCCCUUUACCAAAGCUGGAAGACAGAGAGACGUUUCUGCGGAGGGAAGAAUCCUUAGCAGAAGAACCUACUCCAUAUGCCACCACUGACUUUUUUAGUACCUAGAAUCCAGGCUAUGCAUCUGCACCUGGAAUUAAAUCUUUCAUCACAUCCUUCUGCAACUUCCAUUUUCUUUGUCUGAAAUGACUGCCAUUGACAUACUGCCUUGGUUUAGUCUAUUGCAUCUUAAGAACUGUUCUUGAACAUAUUAUCUGUGGGUUGAAUCUAAUUAUUCAUGGAGUAGACCUACUGAAAUCAAUGGAACUCCCAUUGACUUAAAUAGAUCUGAUUAAAGCUGCAUCCAACUCUGUUUACAACUCCAGAUGAGGGCAACAUUCCAGACCAAAGUUAAGCCUGCUGUACUUAAAAUCGUGCCGUUUUCAGUGGGGCUUGGAUGUACCUGUGUGUGAUUGUGGCUAAAACAUUUUAAUUACCUUCACAGAAAAGAAAAGCACACCUUCAAUUUUAAAGAAGCUACGAAUCUGGAUCUGGAACGGGUGGGCAACUAAUAGGCCAAAACUCCAAACCUCACCAGUCUCUUAAACUGUAAAUUAAACAGCGAGCACAUUGCAAGACCACUUGCUUGGCCCUGUGGUGUGCUGUGACAAACAGAUUGAAAUAAAUGUUGGAAGCAGGCUCUCAUGGACCUGCAGCAUCCUUGAAGGUGCCCAAUGAGAGAGGGCGAGAGGAGAGUAUUUUGCCACAAGGUUGUGUCACUAAGGCAGGGGUGUCAAUCCUCUUUCAGCCUGAGGGCCAAAUUCAAUUUGGGAGACGCUCUUGAGCUCUCAGCCUAUAUUCCAGUGAUGGGUGGGGCCACAGGCAAAAGCUGGUGGGGGCACACAAACAAAACCAGCAUAUUUGAAUGUAAACCUUUUAGAACGGGGGGGGAAUUGAAAAAGCUGAGAAAACACCAAACAAUGAACGAUUGGGGGAAAGGGGUGUUGUCAUGGGCCCUGCACUCAUGCCUAGCUCAGGAUAGACUUAAAAUGGAGGGAUGCCGAUCUCUAGCACUUUUUUCCUACCCAGAUUGAAAGACUCACUGAGCUGGUCCACAUCUGCCAAGAUAUGGAGAAACAAUGGUAUCAAUACUACCCCUACUGCUGUGCAGCAAUAAAUGCUGUGAAUGUUUUAUUUUUCUCCUCUACUCAAGAAUCCUGUAUGUAUGUGAAAAUUCAUCAUGAAAUGAUAGCUUUCACAGAACAGUGUGUUGUGAGUGCUUCACAGAUCAAUAAACAUGUAAACAAGGACCCAGCAUUUUAAUAACUACACAAAAGUGUGAGAAACACAGCAAAUUAGUAAAAUGUGGAAGUUCUCGUAAAUUGUGGAAUUUCUCAUAAUUGACAUGUUGCUUUUUUUGUAGGAUGUUGCUGCUUAGUUAUUUCAUGAGACCUGGUGCAAAACACCCUGCAAGACGACUGAAGUAGAUUAUUCAUAUUUGGCUCUGUAUGAAAAAUAAAAAAGCCAGUGCA
Molecule: messenger RNA, 1897 nt
Organism: Elgaria multicarinata webbii
Lineage: Eukaryota; Metazoa; Chordata; Lepidosauria; Squamata; Anguidae
Gene: GATC
Product: glutamyl-tRNA amidotransferase subunit C
Exons: 4
Coding region: 15-494 (159 amino acids)
Biological process (GO): mitochondrial translation; glutaminyl-tRNAGln biosynthesis via transamidation; regulation of translational fidelity
Cellular component (GO): glutamyl-tRNA(Gln) amidotransferase complex; mitochondrion
Molecular function (GO): glutaminyl-tRNA synthase (glutamine-hydrolyzing) activity
Source: RefSeq, a predicted model, not a curated record